Messenger RNA from Pseudophryne corroboree (corroboree frog), 2577 nucleotides. It is a transcript of the gene KAT5, whose product is annotated as lysine acetyltransferase 5. The record is from RefSeq and is a predicted model, not a curated record. Lineage: Eukaryota; Metazoa; Chordata; Amphibia; Anura; Myobatrachidae. Bases 117 to 1628 code for a protein of 503 amino acids. The transcript has 14 exons. Gene Ontology annotation, biological process: negative regulation of DNA-templated transcription; positive regulation of transcription by RNA polymerase II. Gene Ontology annotation, cellular component: MSL complex; chromatin. Gene Ontology annotation, molecular function: histone H4K16 acetyltransferase activity; transcription coregulator activity.
GGUGAACAGACGUCUUCUUGCUUUCAAUUCAGGCGCAUUGUAGACACCACUGAAGAAGGGGACCAAGCCAGAUGUAAGCCGUAUCUAGGAAGAGGCGGAUAGAGGGGAGGAGAAUCAUGGCGGAGGCAGAGAUUGUGGAAGGGUGCAGACUGCCUGUCCUUCGCAAGAACCAAGACAACGAAGUGGAGUGGCCGCUGGCAGAAAUACUGAGUGUCAAAGACCUGACUGGGAAGAAACUCUUCUAUGUUCAUUACAUUGAUUUUAAUAAACGAUUAGAUGAAUGGGUCACCCAUGAUCGUUUAGAUUUAAAGAAGAUUCAGUUUCCAAAAAAAGAAGCAAAAACACCAACAAAGAAUGGACUUUCUGGUUCCAGACCCAGCUCUCCAGAGCGAGAGGUGGUGAGUAAUCUGAGAAUACCCAGCUCACCGGAGAGAGAGGUGAGGAAGAUUCCAGAACUCAUUCAACCUCCAGUAGCAGCCCCUGCGGGAGGAGGAAAAUCUCUCCCUGUUCCACAGAAGCGAAAAGUUGAAGUAGUAUCACCAGCAACUCCGGUCCCACCAGCACCUGAGACCACACAAGCCUCUGUCUUCCCACAGAAUGGAGCGGCCCGCAGGCCAAGCGCACCUGCUGUUCCUCCUGGACGGAAACGGAAAUCUAACUGCCUGAGUGCAGAUGAGGAUUCUCAGGACAGUUCAGAUGGAAUCCCUUCUGCUCCUCGAAUGACGGGCAGCUUGGUGUCUGACCGCAGCCACGACGAUAUCAUUACCCGAAUGAAAAACAUAGAAUGCAUAGAGCUGGGCCGUCACCGCCUCAAGCCUUGGUACUUCUCUCCCUACCCGCAGGAGCUGACUGUGUUACCUGUCCUAUACUUAUGUGAAUUCUGUCUCAAGUAUCUUAAGAGUCUUAAAUGUCUACAGAGGCACCUGACUAAAUGUAACUUGCGGCAUCCCCCAGGAAAUGAAAUUUACAGGAAAGGAACCAUCUCUUUCUUUGAAAUAGAUGGACGCAAAAAUAAGAGUUACUCUCAGAAUUUAUGUCUCUUGGCCAAAUGCUUUUUGGAUCACAAGACGUUAUACUAUGACACAGAUCCUUUCCUAUUUUAUAUCAUGACGGAGUAUGACUCUAAGGGCUUCCACAUUGUUGGCUAUUUUUCCAAGGAGAAGGAGUCAACCGAGGAUUAUAACGUUGCUUGUAUCCUGACCCUGCCGCCUUAUCAAAGAAGAGGAUAUGGCAAACUUCUUAUUGAAUUCAGUUAUGAGCUGUCUAAGGUGGAGGGGAAGACUGGUACACCGGAGAAGCCUCUUUCAGAUCUAGGUCUUCUCUCCUACCGAAGUUACUGGUCUCAGACAAUCUUGGAGAUCCUAAUGGAACUGAAGACCGAAACUGGAGAGAGACCACAGAUCACCAUUAAUGAAAUUAGUGAGAUCACCAGCAUUAAGAAGGAAGAUGUCAUCUCUACAUUGCAGUACCUAAACCUCAUCAACUACUACAAGGGGCAGUACAUUCUCACGCUCUCAGAAGACAUUGUGGAAGGUCACGAAAGGGCAAUGCUGAAAAGGAUUCUUAGAAUAGACUCCAAGUGUCUGCACUUUACACCCAAGGACUGGAGUAAAAGAGGGAAGUGGUAGGAUGCAUACGUCGCAAAUAUCAAGGAGGACGGCAAAAUAUUAAAAUUGAGGAAUUUAACAGAUAGUAUUAUUGGACUCUUGUGAUCAUUUCAUAUGGUCUUUUAAGGACAUCUGUCAGAACAAUGAUGAUGCAUAUUUGUCAUUGUGGAUGAAGAACAAAUCUGAUUCCUCUUGUUGGAUGUAUGGGCAAAGAUUGUCUUUUUUUUUUUUUUUUUUUUUGCUAAAGUGGUAAUGUAUUUAAUGGAGCCAAGAAUCCCAGUUUUAAGAAUGGUCAGUGAUUGCUGCAGUGUGUCAACCUUGAGCUGGGACACUACCCCCCGGUAACAUGACUAGAUCCCGUAUGAGCUGCCUCCUGGAGAUGGCAUUCCAGAACAACUAUUAUGAAGGGUGAAAAGGAUUUAAACAACUAUUUUGUAAGUGGAUAGUUGAAUUACCCUUAGCAGGUGCAGUUUCCACCAUCAGUGAAAUAUUGGUUACCUUCAGUUGUAUUUAAAUGGUCCCUAUGUAUAGGAAUUGGGAAAAUACCACCAACUACAAUGAUUGAAUGGGUUGAAUUGAGGAAACUGUCCAGGAUCAUUAACAGAGCACAGCUGAGGCCUAACUCUAUUACUGCUGCUUAGUGUGAGGGUUGACUACACGAACUCUGUGUAAUAUGUUGUAAAUAAUGUUUCAUACCAUAUGUACAAAGCAUUUUAUUAAUAGAUUAUUUCCACUCCAUACAUGUUGUUUUGGUUAUUAAGUAUGUUAUUGUAAUGUAUUUAUAAUUGAUAAAACUUGCAACUAGGCUAUAUAUCUGCUGUUACAAUCUAAUUGUGACCCACGUACAAUGAACUGUUUCUAGUUUAUUUGGUUUCACAUUUUCUACCUUGUAUGUUGGGAAUAGUGUGUGACUAUCCUGCCCACUUUCUCAGACUGUUCAUAUAAUUCAUAUAAAACAAAUGUAACAUCA